AUGAGACCCAUGGAUCCGUCCAAGGAGCUUGAAGCUAUCGUCCCCACUAUCAACAUGGACGUGAACAUGGACAUGGACAUGAGCGACAUCCUCGAUUUCUUACCCGUCCCCACUCUUGUUGUCUCCCCAUCCUAUCGUAUCCAACGAGCCUCAGUCGGUCUACUCGAGGCAUGGGGACGCGACCGCGAGGUACUCGUCGGCCAAGACCUCUUCACUGCCCUCUAUCACGGAUCGCCGACCAAAAGGUUUGACCGUAUUCCCUUUGUCUACGCGAUUGAAACUGCACUUGAAGCUCGCGCUCUCCGUUUAUGCCAUGCGGCCUAUAUCGCCAGUGGGAUUUCUUGGACUGCACGCAUCAUGCCCGUGCACAAAGGCGAUGAACUGCUGUGCCUUGUCAUACAAUGGGAACAAGCAGAGCCUCACACUACAACAGUCAACGGCGAAAUAACACAGAGCUGGCUGCCUAUCGACGACGCCUUCCGCAUCCUCGUCCAGGCUGUCAAAGAUUAUGCCAUCUUCCUGCUCGAUACUCGCGGGAACGUCAUGACUUGGAACACUGGAGCAGAGCUAAACAAGGGUUACAAGAAGGAUGAGAUCAUUGGCAAGCACUUCACAACCUUCUAUGGCGAAGAAGAUAUCCAAUCUCGAAAACCCGAAAGGGAACUCGAGAUUUGCUUGCGUGAAGGCCGGGUUGAGGAUGAGGGCUGGCGCUACCGCAAGGAUGGCAGCCGAUUCUGGGCCAACGUUGUUAUAACGGCCAUCUACAAGAACGACAUUCAUGUCGGCUUCGGAAAAGUCACCAGGAAUCUCACUGAAAGAAAAGAGGCAGAACUGCGACUGACCGCUGCUUAUGAGGAAAGCACCAAGCUGAAGAAUGAUUUCCUGGCAAAUAUGAGUCACGAGAUCCGAACACCUAUGCAUGGCGUACUCUCUGCCUGCUCACUACUACUGGAUAGUCCUCUCACAGAAGAGCAACGGGAGACGGCCAAUAUGAUCCAAGAGAGCGGACAGGUCCUAUUACGCAUCAUCAACGAUAUUCUCGACUACUCCAAGAUUGCGGCCGGAACCUUUCCCAUCAUGAAUGAGAGGUUGGAUAUAUCCAGUGUGAUCACGUCGGCUGUGCGGAGAGCCCAAACUACCGUGCAACCGGGAGUAUCUUUAAAGCUGGAACCAUCACCAUACUUACCAAAAUGGGCGGAAGGGGACGUUCUGAGAUAUCGCCAGAUCUUGGAGAAUCUCCUCAGUAAUGCUGUAAAGUUUACCGAGAAGGGAUAUAUCUCGGUUCAUGCUUCGGUACUUGCUGAAGACGAGACCACUCAUACAAUACGAACGGAGAUCUGGGAUACCGGGCACGGCAUCACAGAAACUGACGCGAAAGAGCUGUUCAAACCAUUCACGCAGCUUGAUACACCACACCAAAAGCGGCGCCCAGGAACAGGACUUGGGCUAUCAAUUGCGAAAUCACUUGUUGAGCUGCUGGGAGGGAGUAUAGGAUAUAAACCCAACUCGGAACGGCAGGGCAGCAUCUUUUGGUUCUCAUUCAAGGUCAAGAAGCUCAGCAGCCUUCGUCAGGCCGAACCUACUACCAUUCCACCGGGAGUCGGUGGGGAACUACCUCAACAACAGGUUCAAAAAGGCGAGGAUCUUGCCACGCAACUAGAACAGUUAUUGAAGAUCUCACCAACAAAGAGGAUACUUGCGGCCGAGGACAACAUCAUCAAUCAAAAGGUCCUAGUCGGGAUGCUGCAUGGCUUCGGAUUCAAAGACAUAACCGUUGUCUCAGACGGCGCUCAGGCUGUGUCGUCACUGUCAGCGGCGGCUAAUACCUUUGACUUGAUACUCAUGGAUAUCAGUAUGCCAGUCAUGAAUGGCUACGAGGCAACACUUCGGAUACGUCGUAGCAGCAUACGUCUACCUAUAAUUGCCAUGACUGCCUAUGCGCUGAAAGGCGAUAUGGAACGUUGCUUAGAGAAGGGGAUGGAUGAUUAUAUUCCCAAGCCAAUGGAUAAGCAAGUGCUGAUGAACAAGCUGUUGAAGUGGCUUCGGAGUCCAGGUGACAUAAUAUCAGAUCUCACUGUCAGACAGGAUUAG
Fusarium mangiferae is the source of this 2091-nucleotide messenger RNA. RefSeq lists its product as uncharacterized. The coding region runs from base 1 to 2091 and encodes 696 amino acids. Gene Ontology annotation, molecular function: phosphorelay sensor kinase activity. The record is from RefSeq and is a predicted model, not a curated record. Lineage: Eukaryota; Fungi; Ascomycota; Sordariomycetes; Hypocreales; Nectriaceae. Gene Ontology annotation, biological process: phosphorelay signal transduction system; phosphorylation. The transcript has a single exon.